Messenger RNA from Leptopilina heterotoma, 1746 nucleotides. RefSeq names its product serine protease persephone-like. The transcript is spliced from 5 exons. Gene Ontology annotation, molecular function: serine-type endopeptidase activity. The coding region runs from base 571 to 1713 and encodes 380 amino acids. The record is from RefSeq and is a predicted model, not a curated record. Lineage: Eukaryota; Metazoa; Arthropoda; Insecta; Hymenoptera; Figitidae. Gene Ontology annotation, biological process: proteolysis.
AUAUUCUUUUCAGUUUUAGUUACACUGAUGAUUUUGCGAACGAAGGAUAGAAUUUAAUAUUCUCCUGACUAAUUUUUGAAUUAAUUUUAAAUUGCCUCAGUGAUAAAAUAUUCGAAACUGAUAAAUACUACAAAAAUUCUAAUUUAGGAAAAUAGAAAAAAGACAGAAAAUAAAAAUUUAAAAAAGGACUGACAGACUGAUAAAUAAUAAAUAAAUAAACCAGACCAUCGAAACAUUUUUCGACUAUUCUAAAAAAAAAGUGAAAGCUAGUGUUUUUUCUUUUCCAUAUUUUCCGAAAAUCGAAAAAAAGAAUUUAUUAAAUAAAUAAAUAAAAAUAUCACAAAUAGGAUAAAAUUAAAAAAUACAAAAUAUCUUUCAGUGAGAAUGUAAAAAAAAAAUCCUAUAUUUAGAUAUUUAUAGUCAAUAUCUUUAAUGCUCAUAAAAACAAAUUAAUAAACAAAGUGAAGAAACGUGUGUAAGCAAAUAAUUGAAAACCUUGUAAAAAAGAAGAAUUUAUUUUUAUAUUUUCAGAAGAUUACGAGUGCAUAAAUUUUUAUAUGAAUUAAAGAAAUGAGUUGUCGUUUUCUAUUCUAUUAUCAAUGCAUACAAUUGAUGAUAAUUGUUUGUAUCGCUGAAUUUUCAUUCCAAGAAGAAGUUUAUGGCAGUUCCUGUGUACUUGACAAAGAUGAGAAAGGCAUUUGUAAAAAUAUAACACAAUGUCCAAAAAAAUUAAAGGAAACUCGCCUAGGAUUAAGAGACAUAAAUUCAAGCGAUCGAUGUGGUUUCAUAGGCGUUAUGGAAAUUGUUUGUUGCCCCUUAAAUUUCCAUGAUAAAAUUGGUCUUCGACCUGCUGACAUAGCUUGUCAACAAUUUGAAAAUGAAAUUCCCGUGAAUGAUGGAUUAGGUUUUCACAUUUUUAAUGGAGAAGAAGCGAAUCAAGGUGAAUUUCCUUCGAUGGCAGCAUUAGGAUAUCGCGAUAAGGAAAACAAAAAUACAAUUAUUUAUAAUUGUGGCGGCUCUUUGAUCUCAACACUUUAUGUAUUAACUGCUGCGCAUUGUAUGAUAAAUAUAAAUAAUCAAGUUCCAGUAGAGGUGCAAGUUGGUUCCAUCAAUCUUGACGUCACCACAGAACGUACCCAACGAAUUUUGAUUGACGAAACAUAUCCUCAUCCAAAAUAUAAAUUUAAUGCUCAUUAUUAUGACAUUGCACUCAUAAAAUUACGAAAUCCCGUCCGUUUGACGACAACGGUUCGGCCAAUUUGUCUUCAAACGAGACGAGUUACUAAGGAUGAUAGUCAAAAUAGUUCAUUAAUUGUAAUCGGAUUUGGAGCCACAAGUUUUGAUACUGAGAGAUCUUCAAAGUUGAUGAAAACUCCUGGCCUAGAUUUCGUGAAUAGAACCGAAUGUGAUAAACACUACAAACAAGUUAGAAAACUUCCAAAUGGAAUUGAUCAAAACAUGAUUUGCAGUAGAGAUUCAAAUACGACAAGACGAGCGGACGCUUGUCAAGGUGACAGUGGAGGGCCACUCAUUGUACGAAAGAAAAAUACUCAAUCCCUCAUCGGUAUUACUUCAUUUGGUUCAGCUUGUGGAAGUAUUGUACCAGGUGUUUACACCGGUGUCUUUCCAUUUUUAGACUGGAUUGAAAUGCAAGUCUGGGGAGAAGAAGUCCUCGUUUAUCCCGAGGCAAUUCUUUCAUCAGAAGGAAAUUGAUAAUUAUAAUUAAAUAAAAUUACAACCAUAAUA